AUGGAGCCCAAGACAGCAGAGAAGGUGCAAGCCGCCAUCGAGGUGGCCAAGACCGUGUUCAAGUGGACCUACAUCCCUGCCCUCAUCUACUUUGGUCUCAACACUGGUCCCGCGCCAAGGCCGACACUGGCAGACGUCUUCACCCUCGGUGCAUGA
Molecule: messenger RNA, 156 nt
Organism: Salpingoeca rosetta
Lineage: Eukaryota; Choanoflagellata; Craspedida; Salpingoecidae
Exons: 3
Coding region: 1-156 (51 amino acids)
Biological process (GO): protein import into mitochondrial matrix
Cellular component (GO): mitochondrial outer membrane translocase complex
Source: RefSeq, a predicted model, not a curated record